Messenger RNA from Capronia coronata CBS 617.96, 1677 nucleotides. RefSeq names its product AAT family amino acid transporter. Lineage: Eukaryota; Fungi; Ascomycota; Eurotiomycetes; Chaetothyriales; Herpotrichiellaceae. Gene Ontology annotation, molecular function: amino acid transmembrane transporter activity. Gene Ontology annotation, cellular component: membrane. The coding region runs from base 1 to 1677 and encodes 558 amino acids. Gene Ontology annotation, biological process: amino acid transmembrane transport. The record is from RefSeq and is a predicted model, not a curated record. The transcript has 7 exons.
AUGGAAACAAUUGAACUGAGCCGAGGGCCUGACCUCGAAAGCCUCGACGCUGGAGACAUAGUCAAAGCGGACAGAUUGGUGGAAGAGGAAGCCUUCGAGAUAUACGGCAACCAGCAGAGUGCCGCUGAGUAUGGAUAUGUCGCUCGUGAUCUCAACGCCCGUCAGCUCCAGUUCAUUGCCAUCGGAGGGGCGAUUGGAACCGGGCUGUUUCUGGGUAUCGGUCGUGCCUUGACUCAGGCAGGCCCUCUGUCUUUGUUUUUGGGAUACACGGUCACCGGAAUCGCAGUGUACGGCAUGAUGCAAGGCUUAGGCGAGAUGGCAACGUGGUUGCCGCUUCCAGGCGCCAUUCCUCAAUUUUGUGCUCGUUACGUCGACGAGUCACUCGGCUUUGCUGUGGGUUGGAACGCUUGGUACAAUUCCACGAUCAUCAUGUGCGCCGAAAUAUCUGCAGCAUCAGUGGUCAUACAAUAUUGGCAUGGCGUGGCCAACAUCAACGUUGCGGCGUGGAUAAGCAUCAUCAUCGUUUUGAUAGUUCUCUUGAACAUCUUUGCAGUCACCAUAUUUGGAGAGGCCGAGUUCAUCUUCGCGGUGAUCAAAAUCGUCACCCUGAUAGGCCUGCUUAUCCUCGCUCUCAUCAUCGACGUCGGCGGUGUUCCAGGCCAGCCUCGACUGGGAUUUCACUACUGGAAAUCGCCAGGCGCCAUGAAGACCUACAAGAGCCCUGGGGAUCUCGGUCGAUUUCUCGGUCUGUGGUCUACUCUGACCAAUUCCGCCUUCUCAUACAACGGGGUGGAGAUGAUCGCUGCAACUUCUGGGGAGGCCCAAAACCCUCGUCGGAAUGUUCCAAAGGCGGUGCGCCGGCUCUUCUGGAGGAUUUUGUUCUUCUACGUUCUGGGAUCUCUAGCAAUUGGAGUCCUCGUCCCGUACAACGACACAAAUCUUCUGAGAGCCCAGGCCAGUGGCUCAGCCGGAGCAGCACAGUCACCGUGGGUGAUUGCCAUUGUCAGAGCUCAUAUCUCUGCUCUCCCUUCUAUUGUGAAUGCCGUCAUCCUGACCUCUGCUGCCUCAUCUGGCAACGCAUUGCUUUACAUCGGCAGUCGGUACCUCUUUUCCAUGGCACAGCUUGGUCAAGCGCCACGAUUCUUGCGGAAAUGCACCGAUAGAGGCAUUCCGUAUUGGUGCGUUACAAUAACCGCUGCUUUUUCAGGUCUCACAUAUCUGUCAUGCGGCGACUCGGCAAGUGUGGCAUUCACCUGGUUUCAGAACCUUGCCACUCUGUCAGGUCUGUUGACUUGGUGGUCGGUUCUUCUGGCUCAUCUUCGCUUCCAGUCUGCGUUGAAGGCCCAAGGCAUUGAUCGCAACACUCUUGUGUUCAAAGCUCCUUUUCAACCAUACCUGACCAUCGGCUGCCUUUUUUACUUCAGCCUGGUCAUGUUCUUCAAUGGGUUUUACGUCUUCAUGCCCUGGUCCGCCAAAGACUUUGUAACCUGCUACGUUGGGCUCCCGAUCUUCGUGGGACUGUAUGCCUUUUGGAAGAUUCUAAAGAGGACAAGAAUCGUCAAGCCAGAGACGGCAGAUCUUCACUCCGGCAAACAAGCUCUGGAUGCCAUGGAAGGCACCUGGCCCGAGAGAAAGCCCUCGAAUUUGUGGGAGAGAAUAGUCGAUUGGAUCUGUUAG